This is a messenger RNA of Mya arenaria, 1476 nucleotides long. RefSeq lists its product as uncharacterized. The transcript is spliced from 3 exons. The record is from RefSeq and is a predicted model, not a curated record. Lineage: Eukaryota; Metazoa; Mollusca; Bivalvia; Myida; Myidae. Bases 41 to 457 code for a protein of 138 amino acids.
CCGGCAUUGAUCACUUAUUCUAGGAUUUGCAGCGCUAAAGAUGAUUUCCGAAGCCUUAGUGAGGUUUUACCUUGCGAACCGUUCCGAAAUCGACAAUUUUUUUCAAUGUCGCUUGGACGAGGUAAACACUCUAAUGACGACGUGUAUGCCAGUGCUAACAGAGCUAUGUAGACUGCUGUUGGAAAUCGGUGUCAACGUACUGGGGCUCGGCAAUCUGGCGGUCCAUACGCUGGCCAUUCCGAUGGAAGUUAUAGCUCGCUUUGCUUAUGAUCGGCCGCUCGUCUUCACCGGCAUUUGUAUCGCAGUGCUGUUGCUCUGGCAAUUUGGAGGCGCAAUCGUGGCAUUUCUGCAAUCCGCAUCGGCAGCAACCGUUGUUUCAAACCCUGAGAUCGCUUCUGCUCUUACUACUGAUAUUGCGAUACCCGCAUUCACAAUGGCGAUUGGCGCUUUACGAUGAAAUGGUCCGAGGGAUGUUCACAUAGAACGUUUUGAACAUUUUUCAGGGCGUCUUCAAUGAACUAUUGGUGUAAAUAUAAGUAAUGAAUUGCACGAUUAAUGUCAUUAUCGGGGAUAUGAACGCAGUUAGGCUGGUUAAAAUACGCGUGGACUCCACACCAUUUAACCAGCCCAACAUCGUUUAAUCCCUGAUAAAGUCAUCAAUCCCGCAAUUUAUUCGCUAGUUUUGGACUUUGGGUCAAGCCAUUCAAGCAAUCGCGUUCUGGAGUUGAUCACUUGGCCUUCAAAUUAAAAUCAGGCGUUUUUGUACAAAUAAAAAGAAAUCCUCUGACAUACAAAUGUCUUCGAUAACCCGUCCAUGUAUACGGGCCCAAAUGGCGUUUUGUAGAUGAAGUCGAUAAAGUUACAGAUACAAACCGGCUGAUUUUCACAACGGGUUACCAUUGUGACUAUGUGGAACAUCCUAAAUAAUGCAAACGUUCACCCGCUAUGUGUCCUUUGUUUUUGUCCAUGCCGUAAGCUUAAGAUCACAUACCGGGUCGAACUUGUUUACAUAUUGAAAUUUGUUAAUUUCUAAAGUGAGACAUGACAUGUACAAAAGUGCCUGCUUUGAAGAUGUAUUGCAUUUGGAGAUUAAUUAAUUCGUUAAUUUUUAUGUUUGUUGAUGUCAAACACGUUUCAACUUGUUUAUCUAAAAUUUGCGAACUGCGAUACUGGUUAAUAUAAUGGCAUGGAAGAAAUGUUAUUCAUUGUUAUUGUAAAAAUGCACGAAUAACCUUUGAGUAAUAGUUUAUUAUAUGCAUAGCGGUAUACUAGAACGCCUAUUUUACAAUUGUCAGGCCAAGCGAUUGAGGAUCCGUCGCAUAACUGGGAUAGCUCGAUAGGCUUGAACCAAACUUUAAAUUUCUGUGUUAAAUCCUGAGAAUGUUAAGACUGCUAUCCUUUCCCUUAUUUUUCUGUUGUUGAAUAAGUUUAACCCGAAUAUUUGUUACUUUUAUACUCAAUAAACAUUUCCUCUUA